UUUUUCCCCCAAAAAGAAAGAUUUUUAUUAAUCAAUUUGACUUUGAGCUGUAUUAUACAGUUGAUUAAUAUACAAUAUCAUUUCCUAUAUCGACUCUCGCUUCUUUUUCUAUGCAUGUAAUGACAAAGAAACAAGAUUUUGUAGGUAUUUGAUAAGCGUAUAUAAAUUUAUUAAGGGGGAAUCUUUCGUUACACGUAUAAUAAGCCGUUGAUGCAAAACAAAAACAACAACAACAACGACACUACAAUAGAUUGCCACUCUCCAGCCAGAUGUUGUAAAUGGGUACCUUAGGGCACCUGGGCUAAAGCCAUGGUACCGAGUACCCUGAAGGCGCCUUGAGGAUCCCAUGGGAAGGAUAAGUGUGCAGUAUAAAAUAUAGCUAUUAUCAUUAUCAUGACAAACAACUAUUGAUUUGAAUGAGUUAUGCUUAAGGUUUUUCAUCAUUUUUUUUCCCCUCCAGGUUGGAGCCUGAUUUUUCCAAGAUGGCUGCCAACUUGAAGCAGGUUGUCGAUCAGAACCUGGAGUGUCCUGUAUGCCUGAGCUUUUUCAAGGAACCCAAGAUCUUAACCUGCUCCCAUACAUUCUGCAAGGGUUGUCUGCAGUCCUUCCUCGACUUCCAACCGGACGAACAAAAGCUAUCCUGUCCAGUAUGCCGAAAGGAAACCGUGGUUACCGAUGGAGAAGUGAGUAGAUUACAAACAAACCUAACGGUGAGGGCGCUGGUUGAGGAUGUCCAGACUCAGGUACAGGUGUGUUCCAAUUGCGAUUCAGAGGACAAAGCUCUUGCAGUGGUCUAUUGUAAAGAUUGCGGUGACUACCUUUGCGAAUCCUGCAAGAAAAUGCACUCAAAGUGGGCGAAGUUUUCAGGUCAUUCCAUCGUAGCUGCCAGUGAUGUCUGCACGGGAAAGGUAACUUUGAGGAGAAAAGGCCAAUGUCAGAAACAUCCGAGCGAGGAUGAAGAAUGUUUCUGUCUCGACUGUAAUGAGUACAUCUGCUUCAGGUGUAGCGUGCUAGAGCAUACACAGGGUGGGCACAAGGUUUUGGAAGCAGCCGUCUAUGAAACUGAGCAGAAGAAGAAUAUCGAUGAUCUGGCAUCUAAAGCAAAAUCAAAGAUAUGCGACUUCGACAAAUAUGUCGCAUAUGUUGCCGAACAACGUGGACGGUUGCAAAAAGUACAGGAAGAUCUUUCUCGUGACAUUGACGUAGCGUAUGAGGAAACUGUCAGAAAACUGACCGAGAGAAAAGGGGUAUUGAAGAGUGAUGUCGGGCAACGGAUAAAGAAAUUCGACAAGUUGUUAGAGAACAUGGAACAGAAAGGCUGUCAGCAGAUCACCCGAAUAAAUGCAGUAUGUGGGUUAGUCGAAAACGGUCUGAAGAUUCCUCUACAAAAAGAAGCUUUGAGAACUCACAAAACGCUUUGUCAAGAAAUGGAACAGCUCUUGAGCCGAGUUGACCAGAACGACCAGAAUCCGAGAAGAACUGCUGAGGAAGGUGAACAGCUUCGUUUUACUCCGAGCCAGAGAACGGAGGGACUGGAGAUGGGUCAAUUACAAGGUGAUUCCAUGUGGAUUCUACACAUGGAAAGUCAGCUUCCUAUCAAGAACAGCAUGCGUGGGAUGGCAGUAUCACCUGGCAAUACAGUUGAUAUUGGCUGCUGGACUGGAGGAAUAGUGACAUUCUCGAGCGAUGGCAUACUUCAGGAGGUAGUUCUAAACACCUUAGAGAUGUGUGCCUUGCAAUUCACAACCGAUGGUGGAUACGUCAUACGUGACUAUGGCAACAACAUUUGCCUCUACACACCGCAUUGUUGUAAGAAGCUCAGGGUAAAGUUCGAGACGCUGAGCGACGAAGAGGGCGGGCUUGGUGACCUCACUGUAGACAAAGAUGGCAAUAUCCUUUCAAGCUAUAGGACAACAAAGACCAUCCAAGUCUUCGAGCCAUCAGGUGGGAAGCCAGUCAGGGAGAUACAGUGUGAAGGUUUCGAACCACAGCAGAUAUUUGCGAUGGGUUCGAGGGACAUGGUCGUGGUGAAGAGUGACGGACAUACAGUACGUGUGCUCGAUGGCCUUUCUGGUGCCACAAUGGACUGUAUCACCAAGGAAGGGGUUGAUGCCUAUCCUGCAGUUUGCAAGGAUGACUCGAUCCUCAUCGCCUGGGUGAAUUACGAACAGGGACUUGUCAGCAUCUCGCAAUACACGAGAGAGCUGAAGCACAUCCAGAACGUCGUCACAGACUUCAAGAUAACGAAGCCAUCCCGUCCCUGGUACUACCUACAAGAGUUUAAGACAGGAGAGAUUGCCUUCUGUACACCAGGAAAGCUCUUCAUAUUUCGUGAGACACGUGAUUAAUGCUACGGUCACAAAGGUUCGUACGAACGAUAAUUUCGUACGAAUCUCCUUCUUUUUCCAUUGUCUUAAUUCCCGAAUUUCCAUUCUCUGAAAAUCGUUCGUACGACGUUCGUAGCAGUUCGAAAUGUCAUUUGUGACCGAGGCUUUAGUAUCCGUGAUGUCCAUUACGCACAACCUGUCAUGUCCGGUAUGCUUCACCUUAUCCCUCACAAUAUAAUGUGAAAGCGAAUAGUUUAACAACAUGUGUUUAUGCUCAGUGUUUAAAUAUUACAUUGAACCCUAAAAUUCACAGAUUUGCCGAACAUACUGUGCUGAGGAAUGAAAUAUCUUUUGCUAAUGGUUACGGUCUGUUUAAAUGAAUUCAUUAUCUCUCCAACAAUCCAAUGUAAUAACGUCAAGGGCGAAAGAAUGUAACAAUUUUGUUUACAGAAACUAAGAUUUACUACUAAUUAUUAUACACUGUACUACAUAUUUUUCUGGUGGUUGUAAUUCUCAAUCUUUAGGGGUAUUACUAUAUUUUAUCUAAAGAGUAUCUAUAGUUUAUGUGCAAAGCAUUUUUGGUUUUUAAAAAUGUUUAAAAAAAAACUAAACAUGUAUAUUUUGAAUAUUAUUAAUGAUUUAUUGGGAUGAAAAAGAAAAUGUAUGACCUUAGUCAUCACUUGUGACUGAUUUAGCUUUGGAACGAUAAAAUAUGUAUUUACUUUGUUUUGAUUACUACUUCUGUUUGUAGAAAUAAAGCAUUUCAUUUAAAAAAAAAGUAAUUUCCAUAUGUCACUCCAGGUCAUGCUUUCGAAGUUGUAUUGAUCUCCCGGUAAAAUGUGUAAAUUAUUGCGUCAUACUAUCGUGUACCCAACGUUUGUUUGGAAAGUUUUAGACGCACACAUUUGACACUUAACUAGAUGGCUCGAGAAAAUAAAUCAAGGCGUGAGAUCGCAAUUAUCCUUGAUUUUCUAUAACAAAGUGUAGUCAAUUAAGGCUAUCUAAUAAAACUAUACUACUAUCUAAAUAGAAUGUGUUACGUAAAGUUUUUGGACCACAUGAUAUUUACACAAUGUAAUUACACACCAUUCGAGUAGAUAUUUGUAUACUACAAUAUGUGUAUUCGUGAAUUAUACCACAUUAUAUUUUGCUUGUGUUCAGGAAAAGAAACCUAAGAAUUAUUGUUCUGUUCAUCGUGAUGUGAAAGAAAUUAGACAAAACAUUAAUUUCUUUGUCAAAAUCUGACCGUUGGCCUAAAUAUAAAAGCAAUCACACUUUUUUCGGCUUUGUACUAUUCCUUCGUGUGGUUGUAUUCAGUAAAUGGAAAUGACCAUGAUCUAGUCUUGUGAGUCUAGAAUAGCAUCGUGCAGAUAUUAUAUAAUUUAUAUGUAUGUGUAUAUGUAUAAUGUAUACGAAAGUAUUUCAAUAUGAAUCACGAAUAAUGUGGAAACACUUCUUUGCCUAUAACCAUUAUCAGGGGCGGCGAUCCCGGGGGGAGGGGGA
This is a messenger RNA of Strongylocentrotus purpuratus (purple sea urchin), 3830 nucleotides long. RefSeq lists its product as uncharacterized. Gene Ontology annotation, cellular component: chromatin; nucleoplasm. Gene Ontology annotation, molecular function: zinc ion binding; ubiquitin-protein transferase activity. NCBI's taxonomy places the organism in Eukaryota, Metazoa, Echinodermata, Echinoidea, Camarodonta, Strongylocentrotidae. The record is from RefSeq and is a predicted model, not a curated record. Gene Ontology annotation, biological process: positive regulation of DNA-templated transcription. The transcript has a single exon. The coding region runs from base 483 to 2348 and encodes 621 amino acids.